Molecule: messenger RNA, 2310 nt
Organism: Metopolophium dirhodum (rose-grain aphid)
Lineage: Eukaryota; Metazoa; Arthropoda; Insecta; Hemiptera; Aphididae
Product: zinc finger MYM-type protein 1-like
Exons: 2
Coding region: 1-2310 (769 amino acids)
Molecular function (GO): protein dimerization activity
Source: RefSeq, a predicted model, not a curated record
AUGUCGCGAUUUCUUCAAUUACCACAGUCUAGUAGUACUUCUAAUUCUAAUAAUGAACAAAUAUUAAAUAAACAAGACCAAUCUAAACCACAGUCCGUCGUAGAAAAUGUUUUUAAUGUAAAUUUAGAUAUUGCUUUACCACCUUCAAGUGAAAAAAGUGAAAAGCCAAUAUCGCAUAAUCUAGAUUCAACAACUAUUUUAAAUGUUGUUAAAGACAUAGACUUAUCAGACCCUUAUAACUGGCCAGAUUCUAUAAAUUCCUACCUAAGAGUUGAUUUAGUCAAACUUGGACCAAGAAGAAAUAUUAACAUAAAAUAUCCUAUUAGCUCAAUUGAUAAAACUGAAAGACAAUUUUCUAAUAGUUUGUAUUCUAGAAAAUUAUCUAAUGGUGAGUUUAUUGAUCGUCAGUGGCUAGUAUAUAGUGUUUCGAGUGAUCGCGUCUAUUGUUUUUGUUGUAAACUUUUUCCAAGUCACGCAACGAAUCUACGUAUUAGUUCUUUGGCUACUGUUGGUUUAAGGGACUGGAAACAUAUAUCUGAAAGAUUGAAAACGCAUGAAAUUUCUCAAGCUCACAUAAAAAGUGCAAUUGAUUGGUCAGAGUUGAGGCAAAGAUUAGGAAAAUUAGAGACUAUUGAUAAAGCCCAUCAGAUACUCAUAGAAAAAGAAAAAAAUCAUUGGAGAGAAGUCUUAAAGCGUAUUAUAGCGGCAAUACAUUUUUUGGCUAAGCAUAACGACGCAUUUAGAGGUAACACGGACAUUCUUUAUCAACCUAAUAAUGGCAAAUUUCUAGGUCUGAUGGAAAUGUUUGCCAAAUUUGACCCUUUCAUUUUUGAACAUUUGAAAAGAAUAAGAGAUCAUAAAACUCAUACUCAUUACCUAGGGCAUGAUAUACAAAAUGAGUUAAUUGAGAUAAUGGCCAGCGAAAUAAAUAAAAAAAUUAUUCAAAAAAUUAAAUCUGCCAAAUAUUAUGCCGUUAUUAUGGAUUGUACGCCAGACAUAAGCCGCCAAGAGCAACUUUCUUUAGUUAUUAGAAUUGUAGACAUGAGCUUAGACGAUGAAUUUACAAAUCCUACUAUUAAGGAAUUCUUUAUAGAUUUUACAAAUAUUUGUUCUUCUACUGGGUUAAAUCUUUCGAAUGUACUUUUAAAAAAAUUAAAAGAUUAUGAUAUUGAUAUAGCUGACUGCCGUGGACAGGGUUACGAUAACGGUGCCAAUAUGGUUGGUCAAUAUCAAGGUGUCCAAAGUAGAAUUUUAAAUCAGAACCCUCGAGCUUUGUUUAUGCCUUGUUGGGCACAUAGCCUCAAUCUAGUUCUAAAAGAUACGGCUAAAACCUCUGCACGAGCUAUGCACUUUUUUGGGACUAUAGAAAGAAUAUUUACUAUAUUUUCAGCAUCGACUGCUCGAUGGGGUAUUUUUAAAAAACAUUGCCAUCAAUGGACUGUUAAAAAGUGGUCAGAAACCAGGUGGGAAAGUCGCCACUCAAGUGUUAAAGCGAUUAGGUUUCAGGUUAAGGAAAUCAUAGAUGCUUUAGAUGAAAUUAAUGAAACAACUAAUGAUUCCAUGAUAUCGAGUGAAACGAAUUCAUUAACUGCAGAAAUGUGUACUUACAAUUUUUUAAUUAGUUUGUGUAUUUGGUACAGCGUUUUGAAUGAAGUAAAUAUUGUUAGCAAAUCACUUCAAAAUCCACAAACUAAUUUAAAUACAUCUACAAAGUUACUUAAAGCUCUCCAAAUAUUCUUGACCGAGUACAGAAAUAAUGGUUUUAAUGCGGCCAAAAGAGAAGCAUUUAUAGUGGAUGGUGCAAUAAGUGCAAUAACAAAGCGAUUCGAUCAAAUAAAUACAUUUAAUGACGUUUUUGGAUUUUUGUAUGAUGUUGAAAAACUUUGUUAUGUCCCUGAUUUAGAAAUUUUAAAUUGCUGCAAAGAUUUGGAAAUACGUUUAUCAGAUAAUGACAAAAAAGAUUUAAAUGGUUAUGAUUUAUACGAAGAAAUAUUAAUUUUCCGCCAUUUAAUUGAUAAAAAUACUACACCACUUCAAGUACUUUCUGAAAUAAAAAAAACGAACGCAUUUCCCAACUUAAAUAUUGCCUUACGAAUUAUGUUGACAAUUCCGCUUACAUCAGCUGGAGCAGAGAGAACAUUCUCAAAAUUAAAACUUAUAAAAACUUAUUUACGAAGUACCAUGUCACAACAAAGACUUACUGGACUUGCUACAAUUUCUAUAGAAAAAGAACUUUCAGAACAACUAAAUUAUGAAGAUAUAAUAAAUGAUUUUGCAUCUAAAAAAGCUAGAAAAAUUAAAGAAUUAUAA